AUGAUAUCAGCAUUGUUGGUAGUAGUAGUAGUGGAGGACAAGAAAGACGUGGUAGUGAGUUCGUUUAUAAUACGGUGUUAUUGUAAUUGUGGGGAGUGUGUCAGAGAGGAAUACGCGCGAGCCACGGUGCAGUUUCUUAGUUCUUCAGAUGUGGCCCGAUCUCAUAGUGACAUACAGUAUAAUGUCGAAGUCUGUUGUCCUGCUAUCACCUGA
Molecule: messenger RNA, 213 nt
Organism: Paraglomus occultum
Lineage: Eukaryota; Fungi; Glomeromycota; Glomeromycetes; Paraglomerales; Paraglomeraceae
Source: the annotation of a GenBank genome assembly